Messenger RNA from Ochotona curzoniae (black-lipped pika), 4626 nucleotides. It is a transcript of the gene MCF2L, whose product is annotated as MCF.2 cell line derived transforming sequence like. Gene Ontology annotation, biological process: positive regulation of Rho protein signal transduction; intracellular signal transduction. Gene Ontology annotation, molecular function: guanyl-nucleotide exchange factor activity; protein binding. Gene Ontology annotation, cellular component: extrinsic component of membrane; cytoplasm. The transcript has 31 exons. The record is from RefSeq and is a predicted model, not a curated record. The coding region runs from base 10 to 3456 and encodes 1148 amino acids. NCBI's taxonomy places the organism in Eukaryota, Metazoa, Chordata, Mammalia, Lagomorpha, Ochotonidae.
GAUGAAAUCAUGCACCAGGACGUGGUGCCCCUGUGCGCCGCCGACAUCCACGAGCAGCUGAAGAAGCGCUUUGCUUACCUGUCAGGCGGGCGGGGCCAGGACGGGAGCCCAGUCAUCACUUUCCCCGACUACCCAGCCUUCAGCGAGAUUCCGGACCAGGAGUUCCACAAUGUCAUGACCUAUCUCACUGGUAUCCCCAGCCUGCAGGAUGCCGGCAUCGGGUUUAUCCUGGUCAUAGACCGGCGGCAGGACAAAUGGACCUCGGUCAAGGCGUCCAUCCUGCGCAUUGCGGCAUCCUUCCCUGCAAACCUGCAGCUCGUGCUGGUUCUGCGGCCCACGGGCUUCCUCCAGCGGACACUCUCUGACAUAGCCUUCAAGUUCAACCGAGAUGACUUUAAGAUGAAGGUGCCGGUCAUAAUGCUGAGCUCGGUGCCGGAAUUGCAGGGCUACAUCGACAAGUCACAGCUGACUGAGGACCUUGGGGGUACCCUGGACUACUGCCACUCCCGGUGGCUGUGCCACCGCACGGCGAUCGAGAGCUUCGCCCUCAUGGUGAAGCAGACAGCUCAGAUGCUGCAAGCCUUUGGCACAGAGCUGGCCGAGACGGAGCUGCCCAACGAUGUCCAGUCAACAAGCUCGGUGCUGCGUGCACACACGGAGAAGAAAGACAGAGCGAAGGGAGACCUGCAGCUGGCGCUGAAGGAAGGACACGACAUCCUGGAAAGCCUCCGGGAGCCGCUGGCCGAGGCCACGGCGCGUGGCGUGAACCAGGACCAGCUGGACAACCAGGCCACCGUGCAGAGGCUCCUGGCACAGCUGAACGAGACAGAGGCUGCCUUUGACGAAUUCUGGGCGAGGCACCAGCAGAAGCUUCAGCAGUGCCUGCAGCUCCGGCACUUUGAGCAGGGUUUCCGCGAGGUCACAGCUACCUUGGACACUGUGACCCAGAAGAUGGCAUCUUUCACGGACGUGGGCAACAGCCUGGCGCACGUGGAGCACCUGCUGAAGGACCUGGCCAGCUUUGAGGACAAGUCUCGGGCGGCCGUGGACCGUGCCCGAGCCCUGGCACUGGAGGGCGAGCGGCUCAUGGAAAACAAGCACUACGCGGUGGACUCCAUCCUCCCCAAGUGCCAGGAGCUACAUCACCUGUGCAACCACUUCGCCUCCGAGGUCUCCAGAAGGAGGGGGCAGUUGAGCAAGUCCCUAGAGCUGCACGGCCUCCUGGAAGAGACUAUGAAGUGGUGUGACGAGGGCAUCUACCUGCUGGCCUCGCAGCCCGUGGACAAGUGCCAGUCGCAGGAUGGGGCCCAGGCGGCCCUGCAAGAGAUCGAGAAGUUCCUGGAGACAGGGGCUGGGCGCAAGCUCGGGGAGCCUGGCUUCUUGUACCAGGAGUAUGCGAGCAUCCUCACCCAGGACCUGCGGGAUCACGUGCAGAGGGUCUUCCAGAAACAAGAGAGCACCCAGGAAAUGUUCCAGCGGCGGGAGGCCAGCCUCCGGAAGCUGGCAGCCAAGCAGACACGGCCUGUGCAGCCAGUGGCCCCCCGACCCGAAGCGCUGACAAAGGCCCCUGACACAGCCCCAGGCAUCCGACGAGGCUCUGAGAUCAGCAGCUCCGACGGCAGAGCCCAGCGGCGGGGGCCCUACCGGAGGGCUAAGAGUGAAAUGAACGAGAACCGCCAGGGCCGGGGCGGCUCAGCUGGGGACGAGGAGGAGAGCCUGGCCGUGCUGCGCAGACACGUGAUGAAUGAACUGCUGGACACGGAGCGCGCCUAUGUGGACGAGUUGCUCUGUGUGCUGGAGGGCUAUGCCGCUGAGAUGGACAAUCCUCUGAUGGCACACCUCCUGUCCCCUGGCCUUGCCAACAAGAAGGGAAUCUUGUUUGGGAACAUGGAGGAAAUCUACCACUUCCACCACAGGAUCUUCCUGCGGGAGCUGGAGAACUACGCCGACUGCCCGGAGCUGGUGGGCAGGUGCUUCCUGGAGAGGAUGGAGGAGUUCCAGGUCUACGAGAAAUACUGCCAGAACAAGCCGCGCUCUGAGAGCCUGUGGCGCCAGUGCUCUGACUGCCCCUUCUUCCAGGAGUGCCAGAAGAAGCUGGACCACAAGCUGAGCCUGGACUCCUACCUGCUGAAGCCCGUGCAGAGGGUCACCAAGUACCAGCUGCUGCUGAAGGAAAUGCUGAAAUAUAGCAAGAACUGCGAGGGUGCCGAGGACCUGCAGGAGGCGCUCAGCUCCAUCCUUGGCAUCCUCAAGGCCGUCAAUGACUCCAUGCACCUCAUCGCCAUCACGGGCUAUGAUGGAAACCUCAGCGAUCUGGGACGGCUACUGAUGCAAGGCUCCUUCAGCGUGUGGACUGACCACAAGAAGGGCCACACCAAGGUCAAGGAGCUGGCCAGGUUCAAGCCCAUGCAACGCCACCUGUUCUUGCACGAGAAGGCGGUGCUAUUCUGUAAGAAGCGGGAGGAGAACGGCGAGGGCUACGAGAAGGCCCCCUCCUACAGCUACAAGCAGUCUCUCAAUAUGACCGCCGUGGGCAUCACUGAGAAUGUCAAGGGUGACAGCAAGAAGUUCGAGAUCUGGUAUAACGCACGGGAAGAGGUGUACAUAGUGCAGGCGCCGACCCCUGAGAUCAAGGCGGCUUGGGUGAACGAAAUCCGGAAGGUGCUGACAAGCCAGCUGCAGGCGUGCAGAGAAGCCAGCCAGCACCGGGCACUGGAGCAGUCCCACAGCCUGCCCUUGCCGGCGCCCGCCAGCACAAGUCCCUCGCGGGGCAGCGCAAGGAACAACAGGAGGCCGGAGGAGCGGAAAGCUGACCCCCUGGGCCUGGAGGGCUACACGGGCUCGGCGUUACUGCCCAAGCCCCCUGAGAGGGGCCCAGAGGACACAGUGCCCAGCUCCGCCUCUGAGAGCUCCAUGCUGUCAGGAAAGCACUGCGCCCCGCCGGGCUGUGCCGGACUCCAGGCUUCUCCUUCCAGUCCUGACAAAAAAGCUAAGAGACACGAAGUCAGGAGCGACCCAACUCCCUUUGGUCUGCGAGGCUGGAGUACAACGCCACACUCACCGGAGGCCCCGGAGGACGAUGGCAGCUGGUCCAGCGCAGAGGAACUCGGCAACUCGUCUGACGUGGAAGAAGAAGGAGGCACUGGGAAGCUGGUCCCCGGGAAAUACACGGCCACCGCAGACCUCGAGAAGACGGGCCCCGCCGCUCUGGCGGUGAGGAGCGGCGACGUGCUGGAGGUGGUGGAGGAGAGGGCCGAGGGCCUCUGGUACGUGCGGGACCUGAGCAGCGGCACCGAGGGCUGGGUCCCCGCGGGCAGCCUGCGCGUGCUGCUGGGCCGGCCGGCCUCGGCCCGCGCUCCCAGCAGCUCAGAGUCUAGCCCGGGCUCGGCCGCCCUGAGCAACUCGUCCAGCUGCAGCGAGGGCGGCCCCGCAGCCUUCUCGGACCUGCAGGGCUAGGGGCGAAGGCGAUGCCCUGAGGACCCCACGCGCAUGACCCGCAGCCUCGGGAGGUCCGGGCGGGAGACGCAUCGCCCCGCAGAGGCGCGUCCCGGACUCAGGAGAACAGCACGGGAACCGGGCUGGCCCCGCGGCCGUGAGCCCGCACACCCAUCACUGUGUUUACACGACUCACGUUUGAUAGCCGAUUUUUUUGUUCCCGGUUUACACGGAAACGCGGAGCAACAGGGGAGCGGCUGGCAGGGGAUGGCUGCGGCCUGGGGAGAGCGGAUGUACCCCCAGACCUUGCCACCGUGUGCGUGCCCCAGGUCUCUGCCUGCAGCCUUCUUUUCUACAAAAAGGACCCACACCACUUGGGUUUUUUUUUUAAGCUUUGUUUAAUUCGGACAGUUCUGUUGUUUUCCAAGACCGCGCCACGCUCCCCCUACCCCCCAGCCAAGGGUGCCCCAUCACCCUUAGAGCCUGCGCCAACCAGCGGUGGGUGACCCCAGCUCCUGCCACUCUGCGGGCCUCAGGCUGUUCUUUUGAAAUCUCUUCUGCAAAGCAGCGGGUGCACGUGGCCAGCUGGUGUGUGUGUCCAUGUGUGUUACAUGUAUGUUCGUGUGUCUUUCGUGCUGUCUUGUGACCUCAUCUCCUUCCUGCGGAGCAGCACUCCUGGGCACCCGCCACAUCUCGCCUGCCCUGGGCCCUGCAGCCCCUGGCCAUCCACAACAUCCAGCCCCGGGGAGACCCCGGGUGUGGGGCCGCAUGCCCACCCUGCUCCCCCAUGACCUCGUCCUCAGAAACACACUUUAACAGGUUCCAUUCCGGUUUUUGUUCCUUUUUUUACUGCUGAUGUAAAAGCAGUUGGAAACCCAGAGUCUAUGGGCUGGAUGAAGUUUGAGUGAAUUCUGGCAAGGGUGCAAUUGUCUGCCCCUCUGUCUCAGGCCCUGCCUCCAGAGCCCAAGCGCACCAUGGGGCAAGCGUAGGGCGUGGCAGGAGGCACGGCCCCGCCUGCCUGGUGGGGUGGGUCACUCGGCACAAGAAUCAGGGACAGCAAGGGAGGGCUGUUCCUGCUGGGCAGAGCUGGGUUAGGACCAGCAACGGCUUGGGCCAGCACUGGGCUGUCCUGUGUCCCAUCAAAGUUGGGGGUGGGGGAGAUGAGUCCCGGCUGCUCCACUUCUGAUCCCG